CAUUUUGUUGUGGGACAAACACCAUCCAAGUUAAGACCCUAGAUUAAAAUGGUUGGAGGGUUUAGGAAGGGGUUAGACACAUGAAGCCAAAACAGGAAGACCCAAAGGAAAUGGUGGGGGGCUGCUGUGUUUGUUCGGACGAGAAUGGAUGGACGGAAAACCCACUCGUUUAUUGCGAUGGCCAAGGCUGUAACGUCGCCGUUCACCAAGCCUGUUAUGGUAUAGUUACGGUGCCUACUGGAGCCUGGUUUUGCCGCAAAUGUGAGAGUCAGGAGCGCGCUGCAAGGGUUCACUCAGGCGGGAGGCGCAUUUUUUCACAGAGGUGCGAACUGUGCCCGAGUAAAGAUGGUGCCCUCAAGCGUACUGACUCGGGUGGUUGGGCACACGUGGUUUGUGCGUUGUACAUCCCUGAGGUGCGCUUCGGAAACGUUACCACUAUGGAGCCCAUUAUGCUCCAACUCAUUCCUCAAGAAAGGUUCAAUAAGUCUUGCUACAUCUGUGAAGAAAGUGGUAAAGAAAGCCGAGCCAUCAUUGGUGCAUGUAUGCAGUGCAACAAAUCUGGAUGUAAGCAACACUUCCAUGUAACCUGUGCACAGUCAAUGGGUUUGCUCUGUGAAGAAGCAGGAAACUACCUGGAUAAUGUUAAGUACUGUGGCUAUUGCCAGUACCAUUUCUCAAAGCUGAGGAAAGGAAGCCAUGUAAAGACAAUCCCUCCAUAUCGUCCCGUCCCGUUGGAGGCUGGAGCUUCGGAUGAUGAUAAAGAAUCCAGAGAUCCUAAGCUGAAGAGACGAACAGGACGCCCACCUGGUGUAAAGCCGUCUGGUCGUGAAGGAAAAGUUGGUGAUAUCAUUGCAUCAGGAAGCAGUAGUGGGACAGUGGACCGUCAUGACAGAGGACCAGUGGGGGAGGAAAACACUAGUGUAACCCCUGGAAGCUCUGGUAUUUCUCUGGGAGCUAGUGCUAACUUGUCUAUAGUCCCUAAUAAGGCUGAGAGAGCAGCUAAAAUAUCGGAACCUGGUCUUGCUAAUAGUGCAUCCUUGUCUGUUACUGUGACCAAGGCUCCCAUUCCCAUAACAGUCAGUGCUUUUGUGUCAAAUUCAACCUCCAGUGCUACCCCUCUCUCUACCCCUUCAUCUUUAAUGCCAUCCUUUCCAGUCUCUCUCUCUUCAGUUUCAACAUCAUUUUCACACUCACCACCUGUAACCUCCACCUCUUCAACAACUUACUCAUCUUCCUCAUUAACAACAUUAUCGACAACCGUCUCUAGCUUAUCUUCAUUAAUAACGUCUGUCCCAUCAUCUAUAGUAACUUCAAUUCCAUCUCUGUCCCGCCUCAAGACAUCGGAGCCCCAUCCCCUUCCCCCAAGUACUACAUCUCAUGAAAGCAUUAACCAAAUAGCCAUGCCUCUCAGUCAGUCACACAGUCACGCACAUAUACCACUUCCUGCUGAUUCUGACAAGGACAAAGACAAACAGCAGGAACGGAACCGUAAACUACGGAGAAAUGGGCCACGAACUCCAAGUGGAAACAGUAACUUUGGGGACACCGAAUCAAAUGUUUCUAAUGAUGAGGCUCAUUCUAGUGAUCUAGUUUUGAAUAUAUGUGAGGAAAAGAACCUUAGUGUUGAAAAAGAAUCAAACAAAGUGCCAAGUAAACCUUUGGACUCCUCGGAUGAUGGUGGAACCUUAAAUGUGCAGUUUACGCCAAACAUGUCCUUAACCUCUAAACCCGUUUCUGAUCCCUUCACGCCGACAUUGGCUGACUUCGCUUCUAGUGAACCAGCUAAAAGAGGAAGGUCUGGUAGUCAGGAGCGGGGGAGAAGAUCUAAGAGAGGCAUGGGGAAGCGAGGUCGGCCAGGGGGUGGACGGGACACCGGGGGACGAGACUCUGGAGCAUCCUCCCCAGACUCUUUCACCAGUGAGUCAGCACCAGCUCCUAAGAGAGGGCGCAAGAAAACAGACACAAAAGAUGCAUUAACCUCAGUCAUUACCAAUGGUAUUGGUGCCAAUACACUAUUGCUGGGAAACCAACUAAACCCAGCAUCUGCAGUUGCUCAAAAAAUGACAGACACACUUCAUGCAGAGCUUGAAGCACACUCUAUAUACAAAGAUGAAGAUAAGAUUGCUAACUCACUUGUUGGACCAGCAUUACCUGGCAAGAAGGAGAACAUAAGUGGAAGUAAUAGUAAUGGAAGCAGUCAACCACCACCUUUUCCACAAAGUCUAGAACAGUUGCUGGAGCGUCAGUGGGAGCAGGGCAGCCAAUUCUUGAUGGAACAAGCGCAGCAUUUUGAUAUUGCAUCUUUGCUGUCUUGCUUGCAUCAACUUCGUCAGGAGAAUGUUCGACUCGAGGAAACUGUGAGCUCUCUCAUAUCUCGAAGGGAUCACCUCUUGGCUGUCAAUGCUCGACUUUCAGUGCCACUCAGUUCGCCAACCCCAGUCAACGCUUCAUCCCCAGGAGGGCCUAUUCCUCCUCCUCCACCUUCCAUUUCAUCUUCUACUUCUUCCUCUGUCCCAACCCAUACAACUUCUAUACCUUCUCACGCCGUCAAUCCAAGACCUUCCAGUCGAGGGUCUGCUCCAGCUCCCCCGCCACCACGACCUCACUCUCAGGGACAUCAUCCUACAGCUGGCAGUAGCCAUACUGGUGGUACAGCCCCUGGAGGAGGGGCACACAGAGGUGCAUCGCCACAUGACAGAAGAGGACCCUCACCGCACGACAGAAGAGGUACUUCUCCGCAUGAUAGACGUGCUCCACCUCCACCAAUACCUGUUGAAAACGGACUGGGAGAGCCUGAGUAUCGCUAUAGAAGUCCUGGGACAGAGCAUAGACAACAGUCACCAAUGCUGCCUCCUGGAGCUCAGCCCAGCCCUACAACCCUAAGACACAGUCCGGCUGGGGGCAACUACCACCCGAGUGUGUCACCUCAUGGAGUGAGUUCUCCAAGCCCCUCAAGUGUUCCUCAUCACCCACCAACUUCCCAUGGACCCCCUCCUCCUUCUCAUGCACCCCCUCCUCAUUCCAUGGCCACUUCACAUGGCCCAUCAAGCCAUGGUCCCACUGGACAAGGCCCCCCUAGCCAUGGCCCCCCUAGCCAUGGCCCUUCAAGUCAUGGGUCACCACAUGGGCCUCCUCAUGGUCCACCACCCCCAAUGGUAUCUGUAGCCCACAGCUCAACUCAUAGUGUGGCCAUUAGUAGACCAUCAGAUCACCGUGGAGACAUGAGACUACACACAGGGCCGCCACCACCACCUCAACACCCAGGCCCUAACCUUGGUCCUGGAGGCUAUUCAGUGUAUCAGAUGGUUUCUCCACCUGUGCCGGGACCACAUCACUCCCCUGUACCACCCAUGAAUCAGCCUCACCCGCCACCACACGCUCAAGUGAUGCGACGUGAACUGGUUGACUCUGGGAGAGGGGCACCAGGGCCGUUGGAGAAGAGAUGACACAGAGACUCAUGGGCUAGAACCAGAAGAUAACAACAGCUUCAGAGCUUCUUCACUGUCCUGGACAUAUAUAAGGAGGCUAUAGAAUUACACCCAAAUUGUCAGUACUCAGCUGGAACAUCAUUUGAAUAUUCUGGCUCAGAAAUGACUUGUGGCCCCCUAUGACUGGGAGAGGUGCAUCGGAUGCGGGUCUGCCAAAGUGAAACUUUGUGACAACUUCACAUUUGUAGAGCUGGUUCUGUAUUGGAAUCCAUAGUCAGUGCACUAGUACAGUUCAGGAACUUCUAAGGGAAUCGUACAAUGACAUAAUGUGGUCCCUGGUGAAGAUAUGUGCUGAAUUUUGCACUUUAAAAUAUACUUUUGCUUGGGUUGCUGCGAAAGUGAGCCACCAGAGUUAAAGUAGGUCUCUGUGGAGUGUUAUCCAACAAGACUCACUAGAUUUUACUUAUAGAAAUAAGGACCUUGAUUUUAGAUGGUUAACCACGAUCUCCAGCAAGUUUUCUCUGAUGCCUCAAAACCCAAGCAGUGUGGAUUCCAGCCGAUUUGAUAAAAAGAAGGGACAUGUUACCUUUAUUUUACAAACUUAAGGCCAUGCCAGUUAUUUACUGUUUGGGAGACUGUCAUAGUGCUAGAGUGGCAUGUUUCCAUAGACGUUGGACAGCUUCAUUAUGUAGUGGAGAAAAAUGGUUCUGGUAAAUGGUAAAGUACAAAUACCACUCGUAGUCACCUAUGAUGUGUGUUGUCCAUUAUGAGGUCCACACUUGUUGGAUUUCAUAAGAUGUUGCCUCUUGCUAAUUAAGAUGGUCGGGUAAAAAAUUAGCCAUGUGAUUGUUAUAAUUAUGAUCAUGUAAUUGAUAGUUUAAGGACAGCAGUUCGUAUAGAUGAUGUCUCACCACUUUUUGUCUGGAAAGCUUGUCAUUUUAGAAAAUAAUGUUGUUAUGGAUAUGACUUGCAGACCAAGUUGAAAAUUUAGAAAUGGACUGUGCUGAAUCAAGAGGAUUUUUUUUAGUACAGUGAAUAUAAUUUCAUGGUUGUUGUAUACUUAAAAUCUUGCACUGCUUUUAUGGACUGUCAGAAUUAAAGUGAGACUUCAGAAGUCUAAAAUGUUAUCUUUUUAGCACAUAUACAUUUUUAAGAUACCUUAAUGUAAAGUUGAACCAAACAAGGUUACCGUACUUACCGCUGUGAUGCUAGUGGAGAAGCCCAAGUUUGUCUCGUUGCUGAGCAUCAUAAGGGAAAAAUAGUUCCUUGUUUUCACAAAUUAUGUGAGGGUUGAUAGUAAGUAGAAUUGGGGAAACUUUGUAAAUAUAUUUUUUAUGUCUUGUAUAGCCUCCUUGUGUUGUUUAUGCAUCUUUUAAGUAAAAGUGACCUGGCCCACAUUGACUUGAGUACAAGUAGCCUAGUGCUAAAAUAGUUAUGCAGUUUUUCAUUUUUUAUUGUGGUUUGGCAGCAUCUUCAGCAUCCAUGAAAGUGGAGAAGAUUGGUUGCAUCUGCCAUCUCUGGAAAUUUUAAUGUUUGCAACAGAGUUGGGUAAACAGAGUUUAGAGGGAACGGUUAAUAAAAUUCUGUAUCAAUUUUAAUGGUAAACUUUUAAGCUAAAAAUAGUGACAUUUACACUCAGUAGUUAUGGAAGAAUGAGUUGAUAAAUACCAUUUCUUUUAAUUAACUUAAGUGUUUGUUUUAAUAAUCUUUUACAUUGUGGUGCUCCUUUGUUAUAUUUAAUUUAACAAAACCUUAACAUUCUGUUUUUUAGUGAUACUUUUAUCCUUGCUUUUAUGGAAACUGGGAUACACCCCAUAAAUUCAUUCAUUCAGUGUUGAACAAAGGAAGUGUUUUUGUAUUAUGCAUUGUGUUGAUAUGAAGCUGUAAUAAUCUGGUUGAAAGGGUAGAUGCACAAGUCAAGCUCAUGGUUUUCUUAAUUUAUUUUUGAAAUCUACAGUAUCAAAUUUUCUUUAUUGUAACUGAUUAGACGUCAUAUUAAGAGAAAACUUGCUUUACAAAUUAUUAAUCGCAGAAUCCAACUCUUGAUAGUAGUGGGACAUGAGGAUGGGGAAGUGUUUAUGAUUUGCAGAUGAGUGUUCUGUAUAUUCCAGAAAUGAGUUGUUAAUUUACAUUAAUAUUCUUGCCUUUAUCAUUGUAUAGCCUGUAUCCUUAUCACUGCUACAGCUCUUUUUUUCAAGGCCCAUCUUGCUUAUUGUCUGGCAUUCAGUAUCCUCCCUUUUGUAUUACAGGUGUGCUCUACCUUAAUUAAGUUCACCUCUUCAUACCACACCACACCACAUUUCAUUUCUUUUUCAUAUAACCUGAAGCUUUUCAAGUAAAGAACAUCCAGAAACUUACCAUCUACAUGUUGCUAGUUUUGCUGCAGUGUAUCAAAAAGCCUUCACUUGCAUAAAGACCCAUGUUGGGAACUUCAUUGUGUGUGCUGUUACUUCCUUUAAACAAAAAAUAAGUUUUAAAUAUUAUAAUUUUUAAAAUAUUAGUUUAUCUAGUUUCUACUAUGAUUCUAUGACCUACAAGUCAGUUGACAGUUGACAUAUGAGAUAAUCCUGCUAGAACACCCCCAAGCAAUGCUCUCUGCAUCCUGAAGCAUGGACAAUGUGUUGUUGGAUAAAUAUAAAUUUCUGCAUAAACAAUUACUUUCCCAGGGGAGUAAGUCUUAAGAAAGUAACCUCUAACUCUAAUACUGUGUAGCAUUACUUCAAAAAAAGCCAGUUAGGCAACAGGUCACUGGAGCCCUUUUGUUUAACUCAAACCUAUUAAUCAUAAACAUGGCUUUUCAACUUCAUUCAACACAUUUCCUUGCCUUCUGGGUUGCUGUUGACACUGAUGCAUAUUGCAUUCAAGUUCUUACAAAAUCUGUUCCUGGUUUAGUUUAAAUUACAUGCCAACCUUCCAGGCAUCAGUACAGUACUAGAAAAAAGGGGAAAAAUUUAAUAUUUUAUGAAAAAGCUUAAUGCUUUAGGUAGUGUUUAUUUAUAGCACCAAUCAAUAAAUGAGCGUCCUAAUGUUGGUGAUAUUAACAUUUUAUAAUUUUUUGGGGUGCCUAUGAUAUUAUAGGCAAUCUUAAACAAACAAAUACAUGUGGAAAAUUAUUGACCAAAAGCAGCAUCAUAAAUCUAGAAUUAAUAUUAACAGCUACUGUUUAUUAUUUGUGUUAAUGUGCCUCGUUCACCUAGGGUUCCCCCCUAUUGCCCAAGAGAUGUCCUGUUGCUUGUGAUCUUUACCCAUGGAAUUUAUUCACUUUGAUUUUUUAUCUUUGGAUAUGAAAGCUUUUGUCACAUAGUCCUUUCUCUACCAAUUAAUACUACAGUAUUUAUGAGGCGAGUGAAAUUUUUUUUCUGAUAUGCCAGUCUGGUUAUUCAGUUAAUAGGUGAAAGUGUUCCCUAUAUGCUUAAAGGCCCAUUAUUGCAUUGGUUGCAUUGUAGAUACAGCCCUCGGUACAUGAGGAAACAGUGUGGCCAGUAAGUAGUGCAGUUGACCAUCUUCACUUCCCCAAAAGUAAAGUUAGGCAUCCAUUCAUAGCUGAGUGGUCUAUAGGUGCUCUUGGCAUGGGUCAGCAACCCUUUGGAUGAAGGAAUAAGGGUUCUUGUUUUAUUUGAUGACAUGACUCGUGUGGAAUUGGUGUUUCCUGAGUUUAUGUGUCGAACCCAUCCACACUUCAUUAAUGUCUCAGGAUAUGAAACUGAUUGAUUAUUUGUAUAUUUUUUUAUUAUUUCAAGCAGGCUAAUAUUUUUUGUUUUAUAAAAUAUGUUUCCUGAAUUUUGACAAAUGACAGGAAAUCAUUUGGAAGGAUUUUCACCACUAGGGUCAUUGAACAAGCCUAUUUAUAGUUUUUACUUAAUUGUAAUCCUUUCCUUUCCCUUCAGAGUGAACUACCUCAACUCUGAACCUUGCUGUAGCCAUGCAUACCAAGAAAAAUUAAAAACUUAAAAUAUAGUUUUUAUGGAGUCUCUACUUUUAUAUGACUUACCCUGCCUUGCUGUUGCUUGCCUUGUGGAUAAUUUCCAUACCUAUGAAUAAAUUUUUUGGGGGGAGGGAGUUAGUUCACUCCCAGUCCUCUUUUGUUAUUUAUUUGUUUAUUAUUUGGUUGCAUGGAUUAAUAGCUUUUCAGAGGCUAUUGAUCUCUAUUUUGAUUCUCAUUGCACAUAUCUUGCUUGUUGUUUUGUAUAUUAGCUCCAUCAGUCAUAUUACAAGAAAUAAAUAGGAAUUUACUUGCAUACUCUCCCUCCACUGGGACAUGUAACCAGGAAUUUACUUGCAUACUCUCCCUCCACUGGGACAUGUAACCACUUGAGAUGUGCAUUUUUCACAUUCCAAAUACUUUUUUUUAUGGGGGAGGGGUGGGUGUUUAGCUGAGGAUUUCUUAUCCUUGACUCUUUACUGAAAUAUAUGUUGAGUGCAACACCGAGUUCCUUAUUUUGUCGGUAUUCUUCUUAAUGACAUUUAUUGUGCUCUCCCCAAGACCGAGUGCAGUACAAAUGCAGAUGCUCUGUCAUCUACUUGGGCUUGCCUCAAUAUUUCUAACUGUUUAUGUGUUGCAGCAGUUGUCUUUUGUUUUAUCAUUAGAGGGGUUAGGAGAUACUCUAGGAAAGUCACUUAGAUGACAUUGCACUAAGUCAACAACAAUGGCAAAUCCACAUAUAAAGAUGGAUGAGUAUAGCAUAGGACUGCACAAAACAAUGGACAAUGCAAUAUUAAUUGAGGGAAUGCAUAAAUUCCCUCACAUGGCUGUUCACUGCUCCACUUGCUCCCAUAAGGCCUAGUGUGCCCCAGCUGCAUAGCGGAGUACACUCUUGCCUGCACUGGUUGCACGAGCUUCCCACAUCCAGCCCAAACAGUCACAUAAUUGCUUAGUUUUAUUGCACAAAGCAAGAGAGUGGUAGAAUUAGGAUCUUUGCUGAAUAGCAAGAUUACACUUCUGUGAAGUAACAAAGUGAGGGCCAUCUGUAUAAAGUGAUAACCCUUUCUAUUCCAUUCACCUAGUUAUGCCAACAGUUGUCUUCCUGACUUGCUUUUGUAUUAUGGCAGUCUGGUACUUCCUAUUACACAUUUUGGAUACUUCUCAGGGUUUGGCAUACAUUCUAGACAUGUUUUGCACUGUAUCAACAUUUGCUGAAUGAUGACUUCCUGGUGAACUGGUAUGCAAAGCCACCAUUGCCUAGUAGCUUGCUUAAGGCCACAAAAGGAUGUUUCAGUUCCCUUGGGGGAUGUAUAGAAUUAGAUUUUAGGAAAGAUAAUUUUGGAAGCUUGCACUGGUUAUCCCACCUUAAGGAAAAUCAGGUUUGUAUGCACUACCUGUAUAUUCAUUCUAGUGAUUCUUAUGUUCCACUUAGAAUGAUUUAGUCAUACAGUAUUUUAAUCAUUCAGACCACUUGACGGCAACUGUAAUUGACUCGAAGCAGGUAUGUUCAUUGGGGAGCUGUUAAGUUUUUUUAUGGGCAAUGUUCUUAAGUGUUGUGCAUUACUUAAGCACAUAAAACUUAUGUGUUCAUUACUUUUAUCAUAUUACAUGAAUUUUUCCUGACUGAACAAGAAUUACGUAUCAUAGAAAUAGGGCCUCCAGGGACAAGGAUGGUCUUAAUGACUUUGGAAGUUAUGUUUUGAGCCAUUGAGUGCCUGUCCAUUCUAUUCUACUGCAUCAUCAAAUGUUCAGACUGACAUUUCUUUACUUUCCUCCUGUCUCACCAAUGGCUGAAGGGUGUUUGAGCUUCAUGCUUAAAGUCGAGGUAAGAUGAUUCUUGUUUUAGGUCCCUAAUUGUUGUGUGCUAGCCUCAGGCUGAGUCUAAAGGUUUUAUAGAACAAACAGACUCCCAGUUUUCUGCCAAAGGAAACUCAUUUCAAGGCUUAGAAAGAAAGUGAUGUUUCUAGUUAAAGAAGUUCAGGAUUACUUACAGUUGGUAACUGAUUUUAUCAACAAUCAUUGCUCAUAGACCAUCAGUCUAAGCACGUAGCCAGUCGGGCUUAUAUCUAUAGUAUGAUUGUCAAGGCUCCUUAUUCUUUCUAAGGGAUAUUACUGUCAAUCCUCUCACUUCUGACUUACUUUUAAUACGUUCAGUAAUUUUUUAUUUACAGGGGCUAAAUAAUUUCGUAAUCCUGUAUAUGUAUGGUAAUUAUAUAAGUUAUUGUACAGUACCAUAAUUGUUACAUAGCCCCGAGGACAAUUAUGGUAUUACAAAUUACAGUGAAAACACAUGAUGCAUUAUAAGGAUUGUUUAGAUAAAGUCUUCCAUAAUACAGUAUAGACUAGAGGGGUUGCUGUAUUGAGUAUCAUGACUUCUUUUUGACUUGAUGCCUCAUAAUCAGGAAGCUAUCUAUAGCAGCCAUAUUUAGUUUACUUAUGUGAUUGUUCAGCAGCAGGUUUCUUUUGCUCAGUUUCCCUAAACACCAGUCGUUUAUUUAAUAAUUCACCAAAAUACUAGGUUUUUUCCCAUUCAGGAGGAGGAAUUAGCUCCCUUCAGAAUCUUUUAGGUUUGGUUUGAUGCUCUUGACUUUUAGAUCUCAAUGCCAUAAAAGUACUCGUGCAUCUUUCAACUUAAAAGAGAUACAACUCAUAACUGGUCUACUUGGGUUCAUAUCUUUCCUAACCCUGGAACCUCUCCUUCACUCCAUCGGUGGGUUUCCUUAUACAGUAUAGCAGGAAAAUAUGAGAAAAGUAGUUUGGAAUUAAAAUUUAAGAAUGCAGAUUUCAAGUCGGGCAACUCAGCUCCAGGGUUUGCCUUAGUUUACCUCUUGACUCACUCACUUUUUGACACAUUACUUGAAGUUGGAACUUAGUUUGUAAACCCUGAUUUACCUGGGCAAAUAGGUAAUUUUGCACCUACCCUGUGCAGUAUUUAUACUAUUGGACAGAAUGGUGUUCUUGCCUUAGAACACAGGUAGCCCCACCACAGACAAGCUCUGCUAAGGGGAUGUUCUGGCAAAGUAAUCUUAUAGUUUAUUUGUCUCUUCCCUUCAGCUGUGAAAUGGGAUUUUAUACUCAAGUCCUUUGUGUGUGUUCUUAUUUUUUUAUUCCCCAACUUUAUUCAAAUUUUUUAUCUUGUUAACAUGAGGUUUCAAUUAACAUGUUUUCGCUAGCAUUGUACGCUUUUUUCUCUUGUGUAAAUUUGUAAAAGUAUCCUCGCAAUCUAUUUUAGAAUGGAAUACAGUAUAACUGAUAGAUGGGUAGUGUUCUUUACUGUUUGAAGACAUCACAUUAAGUUAUGCAAUGUGCAAAAUAGAAUUAUAAACCUCUUAUUCUAUAGCUAGGAGGAAGAUUUUUGUGUGCUUUUCAUUAUUAUUUCUCAAAAAAAAAUUAAAUUAAAAUGGCUGUUAGCAAAAUUACCAAACUUUGAGAUGAAACGUAAGUUGCUGAGCCUUUGGUAAAACGAAUACAUCUUUGAUGAUGGCACCUGAUUUUAUAUUCCUUGCAGUGAAUGCUAGUGGAUGGCACUCAGUUUAAUGUGCUUUUUGGUCAAAUUCUUCCUGAUCAGAGUAUGUUGUCAGCCUUAUUCUAAACUUAAGGUUUAUAUUAAAGUGAAGUGCAUCUUUCAAAUGAUGACUAUUUUUUAUUUUUUAUUAAUAUAUGAAGCAAACCGGUGAACUCAAACAUUAUGUACAAGGUUUGGAGAUAUUUUGUAUGUAUUCAGCUAUGCAUGAUACAACAAUGCUUCCAGUUUCUCCCUCAGUACUUUAUGUAAUUUUGAUACCAUAAGCUCAAAAAAUUUUUAUCUGCUUGAUAAUUGACGUAAUUAUAUUAAUGGUUAGACUGCGAGAAACUUUGGGAGUACACUCCUUUUUAAAGUAUUUUAAGAUGUUAACCGCUGUAAUUUAGUCUUAUGUAUCACAGUUGAAAGGAGUACUUAUGGCCUAGUGCUCUUCAAAGCGACUCGAGUAAUAUACGCACUAAUUCUAUGGGUUGAAGCCCCCAAGACAUCCUCUGAUUUUAGUGGCUUGAAAUAAUUCAUGAAUAAGUUGCACCUUUCACCGACAACCAUGUAUUGAAAUGGUAACUUUAGAAUCAACAGUCGCCAUUUAAUGCAAAAGUAACGUGUCGUGACAUCAUGUUAACGUUCACACACCUUCCCUGUCACUUAAUCGGCCAUAUUGGAAUUUCAGGUAUCAACUAUAUUUAUUUCCAGCCACUCAUGCUUCUGCACAUAUCAUUAUCUGGGUAGCUAGCAUUUCUCAAAUAAGGUCUUAAAUGUUUGAACUUCUGCACAUGUGAUGUUGUUUUAGGCCAGUCCACACAAUUCUCAGUGUUUUAUUACUAUUAAAAGCAAGUAAUCUUCAUUACAUCAUGUUGUAAUUGUUGCUUGCUAUUGCUGAUGAUCCAAUGUUGGGUGUGCUAUUAGGGUUGUGUAUAUUUGUUAAUAGUUCCACUUUGGGUCUAAGCUGGCAUAUUGGUUUCAGUAGGACCAGCAUAACCUAGGUUGUAUUCAAGUAAUAACCUGAUACCACAACCAGUAGCUCAGUCAACCAUGUAGGCAGUGUUUUUUUUUUUUACCAGGUUUUGAGGCUUGUUCUCAGGCAGGAUUUUCUUUGACAUGACAUGGAACAGAAUGGACAGAACUUUUAUUUUGAUGAAACAUUGUAGGGUUCACUGGGUUUUCUCUAUUAGGAACAAAUAUACCUGCGUAAGAUAUUGUUUUAGGUGUUUUGCCCUCAUAGGAUAUGUAAUAGUUAAUAGAGUAACUCCUCGGAAGGUGAUAGCUGGGUUUAGUUGUUCCGUGAGAAUACUUAGUUAUAAACUAAUUAUCCAUCUACAAAACUGAGCUUAGCGCUGCACAGAGUGAGGAGGCAGUGCUAAGGGCAUCAUUAUAUUAAAAUGAGUUGAGAAACUUUAAGCACAACACAUUACCUUUUGUUCAGUGAUAGAUAUGGCAGUAUGUUUAUGCCUUCAUCUGUUGUUACUGUUGUAAGAGUACAAUUUCUUGAAUAUGAGGCUUUAUUUCUGUGUUAUAUUGAACACUGAUAUUUAUGUCGUCAUACCGAGCUAAUGUAGUUCAGAUUAUUUAGUUCCACAUUUAGGCCUUAUAUUUUUGUUUUGAGGUUAUUCCCUGGGUUUAGUGAAUCACCUCUUCCUUCUUAGUGUAACCUGGUGCUGUCUGUAACAUGGUUUAAAAAAGGUUGGAAUUUAGCAUUCUAUAGUAUCAGUUUUCAUUGAGUGUUGUGUGUAUCAAGGCUUGUGUUUUUAUCUUCCUAGUACAGUAUAUCUCUACAGAAAGACUGGAACAAGGGCAUAGGCUGUUAACGACAAUGGUGGGCCUUUUCAGAAUUUGAAGGCUUAAGAUUCCUAAGUUAGGAACUUCAUAUACUGUACUGUAAAGUAGCCAUUGCUUUGGUGAAUUUUUGCAAAACAAAUUCAGUACACUUCCGGUAAUGUGGUCCAUAAGUUUAUCAUUUCAAAAGUCACUCACACCACAGACAUUAGGGUGUUAGGUUUUCUUCUCGUUCUGUUUACUUUCUGAUAGGUUUGGACCAGGAUUGCAAAUUUGCUCAUUCCCAUUCCUUUGUCCCAGCAUUAUGAAAAGUUUCUUAAAGGUGAAAAGUGUUGGAAUUGAUUAUAUCCCCUUUGGAUUCUCAGUUAGAAAUGGGGACAGGAGUUGGUAAUUAAGUCUUCCAAAGGAAACUUGUCUGAGUUUUGGAUGGUACGGCUUACUGUGUGCACACACGUUAUAGAUAUAUUUUGUUGUUAGUUUAAUGGACUCCACUAGGUAAUGUGUUCAGUACAGUAUUUAAAGGUAGAUGUAACUAUGCUCUAAUAACCCACUUGACUCGGGCAGAGGCCAUUCACAGUAGAACUGGCCAAUCAAGGGUUUAACAGAGCUGUGCAUUGCCAACUGUCCCACUAGCAAGAAGAGAAGACAACUUUGCUCAGUCUAAAUCUUAGACACAGUACACUCAUGGCAUUUUACUGAUGUUAUUAAUUCUGUGUUAUAGAUGGUGCUUCCCCCAUUAUAAAAUAUUUAUCAUUAAAAUUGCUUUGCUUUAUCACCACUCAUGUGGAGAAUUAUUGAAAUCUUUGACUCCAUCACGUGCUGCAGCUUGGGCCCAUUAUGCAAUUUUCCCAACUUUUUAAAGUGGUGUUAUCCACUUUAUGUACCUUCUAAAUCUGUUUUUCUUGAGUGAACAUGAAUUUUUUACAACCAUAUGUACCCUUAUGUACCACAAGUGGUACUCUUUCCUCAGGUUGGGAAUUAUUGCUACAGUAUAACAGACAGCUUGGAGUCAUAAUCAAAGGCAGUACUUUUUCUUCUCACCUUUUUGUUUUGUUACUCACAAUGUUUCAUGAUUUUUGUUUUUUUUUAAAUGUAGGUGCUCACUAUUUACAGUAAUUUAACAUUCAUCUUUGUACAUAAACACUUGAUAUGUUUAGAAUCCUUUUCAUCUAUAGUUUAGUUAUCCAGGGAUAAUGGUAGAAGAUCAGUGGGAGGACAGGAUUACCAAAUUCAAGGGAUCACCUUUGAUCUCACAUUACAUUUACAUAGGCAGAUUUUUUGUGAGAGGGAUAUGUGACCAACCUGAAAAUUAUCUCUCUUGGCCUCCUAUCCUCUGCCUUUUUCUAGUGUCAUCCUGGUGGGCACAUAAACUUGUUUCUGUUUAGGCUGGGCUCUGCUGAAAAACUAUUCUCCAUGUUUCUGAUAAUUCUAUUCUUUUUAGUUUGUUUUCAACACUUCUUUCUUCCUAGUUGGUUGAUCUUUUCUAAUGGCCACAUUGGGGAAAUUUAUAGGCUGUUUCAUACUGUAUAUAUACUGUUAAGAAAUGAGGGCUGGGGUUAAAGUUUUAUAUCCAUUGCCAGUUAAGAGUGAACUUAGGAGUCCUAGAUACAAUACCAGUUGCUGCUUUGUGAAAGUGGGUGAUAGUAAGGGCAUCCAGUUGUAAUACUUCAAACUUACUGGAUGGUGACUGGAGCACCAUGCCAUCAGAUAAUCAUGGCUAACCCACACAAAUGUGGAAAAUGGUCAUAAAUUGUUGGAAAGUUUUCAUUGUGUUGUCUUUGUAUAGUAACUCGUAUCAGGAAUCACAUUCACUGCUUUUCCCAUCCUUGUUGGUCUGGCUGAAUACCUAGUCUGUGUAACAUUUCAAUUUCUAGUAUGCCAAACUAUUGGGAGUGUGGUCAUGUGGUGCUAUAUUUUAAUGUUUACCUUUUAGAAUUAGUUUAUACUUAACACACUUUAUCAUGGAAAUGUGUCCAGAAUGACUUUAUAUUCAUUAAAUAGUGUGGAGUCUUUAGGGAGUCUUUAUGGGAAAUUACUCUUUUAUUCUCAGUGCAUUAAAUUUAUUAGAGAUCAUUAAAGUGUAGAUCAGAAUAUUCUUUCAGCUAACUCACACUACCUUGACUUGAGAGUGGGGAAUCACUUACCGUAUUUGGAUAACCUUUUUUCAGGGACUUGUGUAGUCCCAAAGAGGUAAUGGAUCAUCAUAGACUUGGUAGACCUCGGUUUCUCUGAUGUCCAGUAUGGGGAGUGUAGAGCUGUGCAGAAAAUAGUGAGUUCAUGAGGUUAGUUUUCAUUGUAUCUUUCUAUUUUUGCAGUUUGGUUAACUUCUCUUGUGGGGUGUGUAUCAUAUUAGCAGUUGGAGCAUUUAUAUUGUCACCUCCUUCCAUUUUUUAGCUAGAUUUUGAUUUGUAGGGCACUUAGUAAAUUUCCAAUGCUCUUAAUGUGGAUAUUGGCUGCAACUGAAUGGAACUUCCUCUCGGACUUUCAGUAUGGUUGGUAAGGCAAUGUUUGUACGGGUGUGAUUUAUAUUGUAAUUCAUGGUUUUCUUUUUUAAGAUGGUGACAGUAGCCUAUAAAGUUCUCAUUUUCAGAAACUUGAUGGUGCAAUUAAUAGAUGAAUUAGUUCCACCUACUGAGAUCUAAAAGUGUUUUGGAUUUCAGCCCAUGAACUUAGGGAAUUGAAUAUAUAACACGAGUCACUUGGUGUUGGGCUUUGCCAUAAAGUGGGAUUUCAACAUCAAUCCUCGUUUUAUUGUUACUGUAAAUUUGUUUUUAGAAUAAUUAAUUUUCCCUAAUGUAUACAACAGUCUGAAUGCUGAUGAAACUGGCACACUAAAGGUUCAACUUGGUCUUAGCUUUUCAUCUGAUGUUGGUAAUUGUACCAAUUAUUUAUUUAUUUUUCUUAUCUUUUUUUCGCUAGAAAAUUGAGGGGUGAACUGACUAGCUUCCCGAGUGAAAAAUGGUUGUAGGUUGACUGAUCAUUUGCUCUUACUUAUUUGAUACGUACAAGUUGUCAGAUUUUAAAGAAAAUUUUAAUGUAUAGUUGUCAAAAGUAUGUACAAGUUUGUAUAAUGGCACCAGCUACUUUAUGAAAUCUCGUAUCUCUGCUGUGAUAUGCUGUCUGCAGGUUUUAUACAUGAUUUUUAAAGUAUGAUACUA
Molecule: messenger RNA, 15804 nt
Organism: Homarus americanus (American lobster)
Lineage: Eukaryota; Metazoa; Arthropoda; Malacostraca; Decapoda; Nephropidae
Product: protein AF-10-like
Exons: 12
Coding region: 81-3446 (1121 amino acids)
Biological process (GO): regulation of transcription by RNA polymerase II
Cellular component (GO): nucleus
Molecular function (GO): nucleosome binding; histone binding
Source: RefSeq, a predicted model, not a curated record